Arabidopsis arenosa is the source of this 360-nucleotide messenger RNA. Lineage: Eukaryota; Viridiplantae; Streptophyta; Magnoliopsida; Brassicales; Brassicaceae. The record is from the annotation of a GenBank genome assembly.
UUUUCAAUAAUCUCUCAUCUUCUUUCGUCUCUCUUUCUACGGUUCAAACCUCAAACCUUAAAAAGAACGAUGGAGAAGCGAAGCUUUAUUAAGAACAGAGGAGUACUUAGAUUACCACCAGGGUUCCGAUUUCACCCGACCGAUGAAGAGCUAGUGGUUCAAUAUUUACGUCGAAAAGUAACCGGUUUACCUUUACCAGCUUCUGUUAUACCGGAAACCGAUGUUUGUAAAUCCGAUCCAUGGGAUUUACCAGGUGAUUGUGAAUCAGAGAGAAUCAUCAUAUGGACAGAACAUGAAUUGGGUUCUGUGUCGAGUGUUCUUGAAGAAGAGAAGCAAUAGUAAUAAUAAGAGGAAAGAAGA